Molecule: messenger RNA, 564 nt
Organism: Lactuca virosa
Lineage: Eukaryota; Viridiplantae; Streptophyta; Magnoliopsida; Asterales; Asteraceae
Source: the annotation of a GenBank genome assembly
AUGGCUUUCCCUUCUUCCGACCUUCACUUUAUCUUGUUCCCUCUAAUGGCCCAAGGUCAUAUGAUACCCAUGGUGGAAAUUGCCAGAAUGCUAGCCCAACGUGGUGUUCUUGUCACUAUAAUCACAAAUCCAUUUAACGCCAACCGUUUUAAAUCAGUCAAUGAUCGUGCAAUCAAAGCUAACCUCAAGAUUCAAGUACUUGAACUCAAACUCCCUUUAGCUGAAGUUGAAUUGCCUGAAGGAUGCCAGAGUUUUGACUUGAUUCCAUCAACUGCACUCGUGGUCAAAUUUUUUGACGUCAUUUCCAUGUUAGAAGAACCAACUGAAAGCAUGCUUCGGCGUUUAACUCCUACUCCAAGUUGCAUCAUCUCAGAUAGUGGUUUACCAUGGACGACAGGUCUGGCUAACAGGUUACUUGUUUUCUACGGACCAGGAUGCUACACGUACCUAUGCAUACACAUAGUAGCGAAUACUAGAAUACUUGAUGAAAUCAAAUCCGACUCUGAGUACUUUGUGCUGCCCGACCUUCCUGGCCGGAUCGAAGUUACCAACCCAGGCUUCUGA